Messenger RNA from Paramecium sonneborni, 1167 nucleotides. NCBI's taxonomy places the organism in Eukaryota, Ciliophora, Oligohymenophorea, Peniculida, Parameciidae. The record is from the annotation of a GenBank genome assembly.
AUGGUAUUUCCAAAUGUAGAUAUGAAACCUCCAUUAUAUGUAUGUAGAUUAAAUCCUUUUUAUGAAGAAAAAAAUUUGAAGUUUUAUUCUCUAAAUUUGAAUUUAUUAAAACUAGUCAAGUUAUUAGAGAUUAAUAAACUGGAUCUUCUUUACAGAAUGCUUUUAAUGAAUUUGAAAUUAUUACAGCAUGUGAAGAUGCUAAUAAAAAAUGAAAAAUAUUCUUAUAGUUAAAAGAAGAAUUCAUAUUUAUUUCUGUUAAAGCGCUCAUUAAUAAUUUUAAUCAUGGACAUUAUUAAUAAAAAAUAAAGAAUAGAAGAAGAGUUAAAUUUAUAAAGAGAAUUAGUAUCAAGAACUAAAAAUAAAGAUUAAUGCUUAAAAGAAUCUUUUGAAUUUAAAAAAGAAAUAUUUUCAUACCAAAGUUAAUAAUGAUUUAGUUAAUAAUUAAUAAGAAAUCAAAAAUGAUAAGAAUAAUAUAUAAAUUAAAUAUUUAGUAAAAAUAUUCAUAACUAUUAUAAUAAGAAAAAUCUAGAAAGGAUACAGUAUAAAGAUGAGUUGAAAAAAGAAAAAAUAGUUCCAGUCAAAGUGAUAGAAUAGUAAAUCAAAUUCAAACAAAAAAUUAAAAUUUAGAAAAUAAACAUAAGCAUAAUUCUAAAAAUAGAGAUUUAUCAAAAGAAAAGGAAAUCAAUAAUAAAAAAUUUUUUAGAUUUAUAUAAUAAAUAAGAAAAGGAAAGAGAUCUGGAAAUAGAAAAAAAACGAGAAAAAGAACGAGGAUAAAGAAGAAGAACGAGUAAAAUAAUUAAAGGAUAGAGAGAAAUAAAAAGAAAGAGAAAAGGACAACGAAAGAAAAAUAACAAAAAAUUGAAUAAAAAUCCAGAGUAAAUAUAUUAAACAAGAUAAGGGAAAAAAGAACAUAAAAUUACAUAAGUAGAAAAUAUUUUGGAAAUGAAAGAAUAAAAUGAGAUAUUUAAAAAAUUCAAAUACUAACUAAAAAAGAAAAAGAAGAUAACAUAAAAGAAAAGAAAAUAAAUAAUUGAAUAAAUCUAAAUAAGUAAUUAUAUAAAAAAAUAUUUAAGAAAAAGAGAAAAAAUAAAUCUAUAUCUUCAUAAAAUGAAUUUUGAUUCGGAUUCUUUGUCAGAAAGUAGUUCCUAAUGGUUCUCAUAUUAGUGA